CAGCACACAGGUCCAGAUUGCAAGAGCAGGAAGGCAGGAUGUUGUCGAGACCAAAGCCUGGGGAGUCCGAGGAAGACCUGCUGCACUUUCAAAACCAGUUCCUGGCAGCCAGAGCUUCACCUGCAGUGAAGAUUGUGAAGAAAGCGGACAAGAGGAAGGGGGAGGAAGGGAGUGCAGAUGCUGAGAGACCCCCACUACAGGACAGCAAGGAUGUUGUCAUGUUGGAUGAUUUUCCUGAUACUCUCCCGGCUCUAACUCCAGCUCCUCCAAAAAAGUCCAAGGUCAAAAGUGCCUGUGUCCACUUUGAGGAUGAAGAUCCAGAGGAAAGACUGGAGAGUCAUGAUCGACACAUUACAGCAGUCUUCAGCAAAAUUAUUGAACGAGACACAAGUGCAAUAGCAGUAACCAUGCCAGUGCCCACGGGAGACCCAUUUCCAAGGACGUUUCACCGCUCUGAGGUAAAAAGUGAGGUGAAGGUGGGAUCUGGAAGAAAAAGCAUCUUUGCACAGAAGAUGGCAGUGAGAAGAGCUGCUGAAAAGGCAGCAGCAGCUCCCUCUGCUGCCGAGUGUGUGCAGAUAAGAUCAGCUGCUCCGGAUGUUCUGGAUCUUGAGGGACCAGCAGGAGAAGCACCUCUCCCCUGCAUCAGGGAUGAAAAAGCUGGUGACUUUUUGAUGUCUCAGCGGCCUUGUCUCAUAACGGGAGAGGGUCUUGGAAGCCAAAAGAGUGAGCAGGAAGUUCAAGCUAUUCACAAAGAGAACCUGGAGAAGCUGCGGUCCAUGUCUGAGGAAGAGAUCCUGCAGGAGCAGGAAAAGCUUCUGGCUCAGCUGGAUUCCAGUUUAGUUGCUUUCUUAAAGUCGCGACGUGGUGGCAAUGAAGGCCAGAAAAAGGAAUUACAGAUGGAACAGAACAGACUGGAGGAGUUUGUGGAAUCUCUGCCUGUGGCUCAGCAUGAUGUAGGAUCAUCUCUUUCCAUGCAGGACUCAGCUCUGGAAGAAUCUGUAAGGAAGGAAGAAAAUGUGAAAGUAGAAAUCACAGAUGAUGAUCUGCCUGUGAAGCCCAAGAAGGAAUGGAUCCACAUGGACAAUGUGGAGUUUGAGAAGCUGGAAUGGAUGAAAGAUUUGCCCUCACUCCGUCAGAAGAAAACCAAAAAGGGAAUGCAAGCUCGAUUCAGUUUAAAAGGAGAGUUGAUUCCUGCAGAUGCUGAUUUACCAACACAUCUAGGUCUGCAUCACCAUGGAGAAGAGGCAGAGAGAGCUGGUUAUUCUCUCCAAGAGCUCUUUCAUUUGUCUCGCAGCCAAGUUAUUCAACAGAGGACGCUGGCUCUACAGGUCUUGGGUCGUAUUGUUCAAAAGGCCAGGGCUGGAGAGUUUGCUUCCUCCUUGAAGGGCAGCAUUCUGCGUCUGCUCCUUGAUGCUGGGUUUCUCUUCUUGCUGCGCUUCUCACUGGAUGAUGCAGUGGAUAAUGUCAUGGCAGCAUCUGUUGGUGCUCUCCGGGCUCUGCUGGUGUCACUCGAUGAUGAGAAAUAUCUCGAUUGGACUUUCUCAUGGUACCAAGGGAUGGCUGCAUUCCCCUUUGUCCCCAACAAUGAGGAGGAAGAAGAGGAGGAAGAGGAGGAAUUAAAUGGAGCAGAGAAGUCACAAGAAAAAAAAUUAAAGGAUGAAAACAAGCCAGAUCCAGAUGUGGCCCGAUACGAUGUUGUAAAG
Messenger RNA from Antrostomus carolinensis (chuck-will's-widow), 1703 nucleotides. Its product is annotated as RNA polymerase II-associated protein 1-like. Gene Ontology annotation, biological process: transcription by RNA polymerase II. The record is from RefSeq and is a predicted model, not a curated record. NCBI's taxonomy places the organism in Eukaryota, Metazoa, Chordata, Aves, Caprimulgiformes, Caprimulgidae. The annotation marks the transcript as partial. The transcript has 11 exons.